CCAAUUUUAGGUUCGGAAAACCGAGCCUGAGGGUCGGACAUCCCUCGUUCAUUUCACUGUUUUCAAAAACAUAAAUAUCAGUUUCUCUUCACAAUUUUCUCGGCAAUACAUACAGUCGUUUCUUUUUCACUCUGAGAGUCUGAAUAUAUCUGCUUUGGUGAUUAAAUAGGAGCUCCGAAUCAGGAAAUGGAGGAGCACGUUGACAGUUCGGAUCCUAAAGGGGAGUCGUUGAUGGAGAAGAUCGCCGACAAAUUUCACGGUGACGACUCCUCGUCGUCUUCGGAAUCAGAUACCGAGAAGAAGAAGCCCGCAGCGAAAUCGGAGGUAGAGGCGGCGGUGGAGCCGGAGACGGAGCGUUCUUCGUUGAAGAACAAAGUUUGGAGGCUUUUCGGAAGAGAAAAACCGCUUCACAUGGUUUUAGGUGGAGGCAAACCUGCUGAUGUAUUCUUGUGGAGGAACAAAAUGAUAUCUGCUACUGUACUUGGUGGAGCAACUGCUAUCUGGGUUCUUUUUGAAUUACUUGAGUACCACCUGCUCACUUUAAUCUGCUACAUUUUGAUCAUCACUCUCACAGUCUUAUUCUUGUGGUCAAAUGCAACUACCUUUAUUAACAAAAAACCUCAUAUUCCAGAAGUCCACCUUCCAGAGGGCCCCAUCCUUCAGGUGGCUUAUGCCCUGAGGAAUGAAAUUAAUCGUGCUCUUGCUCUGCUGCGAGAAAUUGUAUCAGGGAGAGAACUGAAGAAGUUCCUUGCUGUCAUUGCUGGUUUAUGGGUCCUCUCAGUUGUUGGUAGCUGGUGUAACGUUUUGACGCUGUUCUACAUAUCAUUUGUGCUCCUACACACAAUUCCUUUUCUUUAUGAGAAAUAUGAAGAUAAAGUGGAUCCAUUAGCCGAGAAAGCAAUGCACGAGAUCAAGAAGCAAUAUGCUGUGUUCGAUGCAAAGGUUUUGAGUAAAAUUCCAAGAGGACCAUUGAAAAAUAAGAGGGAAUAAAUGUGGUGGAGUUUCGUUCCUGCUAGAGACUAGAGAGUUGGGUAGCUUCUACCUUUUCAGAAUGUAAUAGCAUGUCUCUUGUAUUUACAUGGGGCUGAGUGUCAUCCUUAUAUUUGGGGUUUUAUGAACUGGCGAUAAAUCUAGAAACAAACAGUUGGGAGCGUUAUGAGUAUGUAUUUGGCUGUGGUUUCACAACAUAUCUGUGUAUGAGUUAAAUUUACAUUGCAUUCUUCUGCACUUGUUUGUAUUACUUACAAUUUUGUCAAUGUUGGGAUGGUCCAACCUAUUGAUCCAUA
Solanum dulcamara is the source of this 1286-nucleotide messenger RNA. Its product is annotated as reticulon-like protein B5. The transcript has 5 exons. The record is from RefSeq and is a predicted model, not a curated record. Bases 187 to 990 code for a protein of 267 amino acids. Lineage: Eukaryota; Viridiplantae; Streptophyta; Magnoliopsida; Solanales; Solanaceae.